AAGAAGUAGGAUCUACCUCAAUUGAGUUCAGAACUGAAGAGAGUGGAAUACGAGUAGUGAUGUUGGUGUGCUUAUACAUUUUACAUUUAUUGCUGUUUCAUAGACUUUGAUUUGGAUCGAUUAAUAUUUACAUGGACUAGUGCGUUCUGUCUUCAAAGCAGAGAAGAAGCUGAUUAUAAGUGUAGCACAAAUUAAAGAAGAGCAUAUAAACAUUUCGGCGGUUUCCAGUUUAUUUCCAGACGGAUCUACCGCGAUUGCCUUUGCAGAGGUGGUUCGCAUCAGUAGGAUCACAUAAUUUGUCUACGCCAAAGGAGACAGACAUUUUUAAUUGACCUGCUGAAUUGGCUUGCAUUGGUUACGUUUUGCUUCCAAAUAAAUAAGGGAUACUUAACUGGGUUAAACGCUUGGUAGAAUAUGUUGCUAUCUAAGUUUGGCUCUCUGGCUCAUAUUUGCACACCGACUGGCAUGGAUCAUGUACCAGUGAAAAUACAGCUCCAACCAGUGAAAGUGGAGAAGGAGCCAUUUGAUACGGUUUAUCAAGUGGGGUCUGUUUUGGGAAGCGGCGGAUUCGGGACAGUGUACGCCGGUAGCAGGGUCUCGGAUGGGCUGCCGGUUGCUGUUAAACAUGUGGCAAAAGAAAGGGUCACCGAGUGGGGAACCACAAAUGGCGUGGUGGUCCCUUUAGAGAUUUUGCUCCUAAAGAAAGUUGGCUCUGGAUUUAAAGGGGUGAUCAAGCUCUUGGAUUGGUAUGAAAGACCCGAUGGUUGGCUGAUUGUCAUGGAGAGACCCGAGCUGGUGAAGGAUUUGUUUGAUUUCAUAACCGAGAAGGGCGCUUUGGAUGAAGAGACGGCCAGGGUUUUUUUCCGCCAGGUCCUGGAGUCUGUUCGGCACUGUUACAGUUGUGGAGUGGUCCACAGAGACAUCAAAGAUGAAAAUCUGCUUGUGGACCUUAGGAGUGGCGAACUCAAACUUAUUGAUUUUGGAUCUGGGGCUAUUCUUAAGGACACGGUCUACACAGACUUUGACGGCACAAGAGUAUAUAGUCCUCCGGAAUGGAUCCGUUAUCACAGAUACCACGGAAGGUCAGCAACAGUGUGGUCCUUGGGAGUGCUGCUGUAUGACAUGGUCUGUGGAGACAUUCCCUUUGAACAAGAUGAGGAGAUCCUGAGGGGGCAUUUGUACUUCAGGAGGAGAAUUUCAUCUGAGUGCCAGCAGUUACUCAAAUGGUGCCUUUCACUGAGGCCUUCUGACAGACCAACACUAGAACAGAUAUUUGACCACCAGUGGAUGCGUAAAUCUGAAGCUGUCAAAACGGAAGACUGUGACAUCAGGCUGAGAACCAUUGACACAGAAGCAUCCAGCACAAGUUCAAGCAAGGAGAGUCUUUGAAGCCCUUGAAUGACCUUGCAAUGGGAGGGGCGCCACAAUCCAAGGACACUGUGACUUUGCUGCCAAGUUGUGGGAGGGAAUAGAAAGCUUAGCUUACUUUAAGGUCUGCCAAUCUGAACCUUUCAAUGAGGGGAAGAACAUAAUAAAUACAACUUGUAUUUAUUUAUAUAUAUAUAAUAUAUA
Molecule: messenger RNA, 1572 nt
Organism: Acipenser ruthenus (sterlet)
Lineage: Eukaryota; Metazoa; Chordata; Actinopteri; Acipenseriformes; Acipenseridae
Product: serine/threonine-protein kinase pim-3-like
Exons: 6
Coding region: 415-1389 (324 amino acids)
Biological process (GO): negative regulation of apoptotic process; protein autophosphorylation; regulation of mitotic cell cycle
Cellular component (GO): cytoplasm
Molecular function (GO): ATP binding; protein serine/threonine kinase activity
Source: RefSeq, a predicted model, not a curated record